Petromyzon marinus (sea lamprey) is the source of this 3310-nucleotide messenger RNA. Its product is annotated as signal-induced proliferation-associated 1-like protein 2. The record is from RefSeq and is a predicted model, not a curated record. Gene Ontology annotation, molecular function: GTPase activator activity. Gene Ontology annotation, cellular component: cytoplasm. Gene Ontology annotation, biological process: regulation of small GTPase mediated signal transduction. Lineage: Eukaryota; Metazoa; Chordata; Hyperoartia; Petromyzontiformes; Petromyzontidae.
CAGCAUCAGCAGCAUCAGCAGCAGAACCAGCAGCAUCAGCAGCAGAAGCACCAGCACCAGCAGCACCAGCACCAGGACCUACUGGCAGCAGGGCCGAGGACUGGCGUCACAAGCCCCUCAAUCUCCCGCAACACCAUCCAGCAGCGGCAGCAGCGCAACGUCGCAUCGCUGAGACGUGGCCACAGGCCUGCACAAUCUCGAUUGCAAACGGAAUUUUAGUUUCGGGCAAGGUCAUCCACUGCUUUUGUUCGUGAAUUACGGCUUCCGAAACCGCAACAUAAAAGUCGAGGGCAAGCGUGAAAAUGUACCAUGCAAUAUUAUAGUUUACGUGUCUGAAACACCUUGUUUGGGACACUAUCUCUGUCCGUUAUAACGCCUGCUGUUUUAUCGUUGAUUAUGACUGUGCAUCGCCUCGUAAGACUCCCAAGAUGAAUGAACACGCUCCGCUCAAGAGCUCCUCUCCUGCCAAGAAGGGUCUCCAUCUCGGGCGAUCGAUCAAGGGGAGCCUUGCCCAGGCUCCGUGCCCUCGCGACGCGGCCGACGGCGCUCAGCGCCCGGCGACCGUCUUCCCCGAGCCGCAGAGUCCCAAAGCGCGCUCCAGCGUCUCCGCGUGGCCUCCGGGCAAGGAGCCGCGGGCCAGCGAUAAAUCGGCGAAGACUCGCCUGAGCAAGUACAAUUCGGACCCGAGCCACAACGCGGCCUUUCGGACAAAGCAGAUUUCGCUCAAGAAAAAAAUCCACGACUGCGGCUCCAAGUCGACGGAGAGCUCGCACAGGCCGGGCGCUGUGGAGGCCCAGGGGUCGGCCUGGGACGACGGGGCCGGAGUCUCGCCCGGCGCCUCCAGACGAUGCUUUGCCCACUACGACGUGCAGAGCAUCCUGUUCAGGGCGGACGAGGACACGGACACGUCGUGCGGUCUGGCGGCGAGUCAGAACAUGACGACGGGAGCCUCGGCGGCCUCUCAGCCGAGCAGCCCGCUCCUCAACAGGGAGCCCAACGCCACGUUCCCCCCCGCCGAGGAGGACGACGGCGGUGACGGCAAGAGCAACGACCUCCUGCUCAGCUGCACGAAUUUCCUCAACGAGAUCGGCCCCGAGGAGGAGAGGUGCGUCCACCUGCGCGGCGGCGGCGGCGGUACGCCGUCGACGGCGUAUCCCGGGUCGUGCCGCACGGACGCGAGCGUGGCGGUGCUGGAGCCCGAGUCGGAGUCCGGCCAGGAGCCCGAGCCGCAGUCGCCGUUCUGCAUCGAGCACGAGGAUGUGGGCGCCCGCUAUUACAGGAAGUUCUUCUACCAAAGAGAGCACCAGAACUACGUGGGAGUGAGCGAGCGCCUGGGCCCCGUGGUUGUCAGCCUGCUGCGGGAGCAGAUCGCCAGCGGCGAGGAUGUGAGCAGCCCGCAGGCGACGCCGCAAUUCCUCUACCGCAUCAUCGUCAGGAGAAGCCAGCUGUACACGCUGCGCGGUGCGGUGAUGGAGGAGGCGGUCGCGAGCGCGGCGCGGCACGGGACGCCGCGCGGACUGCCCGCGCGCGACGUGCUGGAGGCGACCCUGCCCGAGCUGCACGCCCAGCAGGGCCUCCGUGGCCUCAAGCUCGCGGCCAACACCCACAAGCUGGCCGACAGCCUGCUGCGGAUCGACGAGCAGGAGCUGUGCUCGCAGCUCAAGGUGGGCAUCAUGUACUGCCGGGCCGGGCAGAGCAGUGAGGAUGAGAUGUACAACAACGAAGAUGCUGGCCCGGCCCUCACCGAGUUCCUGCACCUCCUGGGGGACUGCGUCCGUCUCAAGGGCUUCAACAAGUUCCGAGCCCAGCUCGACAACAAGAUGGACUCCACGGGAACGCACUCGCUCUACACCACCUUCCAGGGCUACGAGAUCAUGUUCCACGUGUCCACCAUGCUGCCGUACAUGCCCAACGAUCGUCAGCAGGUGCUCAGGAAGCGGCACAUCGGCAACGACAUCGUCACCGUCAUCUUCCAGGAGCCCGGCUCCCUGCCCUUCACGGCGCGCUGCGUCCGCUCCCAGUUCCAGCACGUGUUCAUCGUGGUGCGCGUCGUGACGGAGCCUGGCGAGCCGGCCGGCUCGUACAGGGUCGCCGUCUCCCGCUCGAAGGGCGUCCCCGCGUUCGGGCCGCAGCUGCCCCAAGGCGGCUCGUUCCGCGACCCGUCCGUCUUCCGCGCGUUCCUCCUCACCAAGAUCGUCAACGCGGAGAAGGCUGCGCACAAGUGCGAGAAGUUCCACGCCAUGGCGACGCGCGCCCGGCACGAGAGCCUCCGCGAGCUGGCCGAGAAGUCGGUGACGACGACGGCGCUGGACGCCAACACGCGCUUCGCCUUCCCGCUCAACCCGUGGCGCAAGGAGAAGCUGCUGCCCAGGCCCCGUGCCGAGCUGCUCAGCAGAGGGGCCCUGGUGUGGGACGUCCUCGCACGCGACUUCUGCUCCUCGUGCGCCGAUGACGAGGACUGCGACGACGUGCCGUGCUUCCUGGCGCUGUCCGCCUCGAGCCUGGUGCUGGUGGAGAAGGCCUCCGGGCGGGUGGUGUUCCACCGUGCCAUCGCCCAAGUGCUGGGUUGGACCCCUGGCCAGCGCUCGCUCAGGAUCGAGUUCGAGGAAGGGGGAUCUCUGCGCUUGGCCAGCUCGCAGAAGUACUGCGAUGAGAUCUCGGGAAUCGUUCAAAGACUGGAGGUAUUGUGCACUCCCCUGAGGUCCUACGGCAACCAGUCCGUACAGCAAGGGUGAAUGAACGAUGCAAAUUCGUGUGGCUACUCAGUUACUCGGUUCACCUGCUCAUCGACAAUUUUUUUCCCCCCAUAUGAAAUCACAUUUUUACAUUGCAUUUGAAAAUACAUGUUACACAUUCCACAACUAUGUUUUUUUCGUUAUAAUAAUCACGAUUACAAAGCUGUGCACAUUGAUAACCGUACAGGGAUUAAACCUUCUCAAUGGUGCUUUGCGGUUGCUUUGGUAAUGUGUAGAGGACCUCUGGACAGUGAAACUAAACAGGCGCAGGAGCCGAGUGCAGUUUAUGAACAUCGCUCCGCUCUAGAGUUACAAAUGCAACGUCACGAUCGGUACAUUUAUCAACCCACCUCUGAUGGCUCAUGCAUCCUGAAUGAGUGGUUAAAGUAAACUUUCGUAAUUGUAUUUAUCAGCAAGAUAUUGUGCAGCCUAACCCGACAAUACUGUAUUUUUGUAUAACAAUAUAAUUUUGUGAAAAUAUGUAUCGCCGUCUAUUUAACCCAUAUACGCCUCGCAAUUUGUAACGUUCCUAUGUCAGGGGAACUCUUCUGGUGAAUAAAGCAAUUUUUAUCAGA